UCCCUUUGCAGGUAGGCCUAGGCCUAAAAUGAAUGUAUGUAUUUCGUAUUGUUAUCUAACAAAGUUUGAUUGACUUUAAGCACAGGUGCGGUGCCUAGACCUACAGAUAUGUACUGAACGACCAAAAGGUGUAUAAGAAGGAGAUAAACUGGAGGGCAGGUUUAACGGCCUUACUAUCCCUUUUGAAAGACACUGUUUACUAAGGAUGGAGAUCCACCGAAGUGUUUACUCGAUAUGAAAAUCAGACCGCCUUCGGAAAGCCCCCACUAGUGUAUCGGCUACGGUCUUGCAUACACGUGAGAGAGAUGAUGGGUACCCCGCACAUAGGAAUCGCCCUCUGGCUAGAGAGGAUACAACUGUCACAGUACAACCACACUUUCAGGAGGUACACUGGAGUCGAGUCAAUCCUUCAUCUGAGUGAGAAGGAUGUCUUGGAACUGGGUAUCACAAACGGUGCUCACAGGGCUAGAAUUAUCACGAGCCUCGUCAUGCUGCGGGACAAGUUUCAUAGAAAGACGGGAAUCCGUAGAAGUUCAGGGACGACAGCCCCCUUGAUUCAUUCAAACAGCUUUUCCUAUUCCGACGCCUACCCAGACUAUGCCAAACUCAACGUGACGAACUCUUCGCCAAACAUCAUGUCGUCCCCUAAGCAGACGUUUAACAUAGAGUCCCACCCCUGGUACCAUGGCAAUAUUCCGCGGGAAAAGGCCGAAGCCGAGAUGCAUCAAGAUGGCGAUUUUAUCGUACGAAACUCUAUAUCAAAUCCAGGAGACUACGUACUCACUUGCAAAUGGAAGGAAACCAUCUUACACUUCAUGGUUAACAAGCAAGUGGAACCAACAGGAAAAUACACAAAAAUGAAAUAUCAAUUCGAAGACGAUUUAUUUGACAGUGUGCCUGGCCUCAUCAAUUUUUACGUAACGUGCAGAAAGCCAGUCUCAAAGGUUUCAGGGGCGAUAAUCAGUCAACCUGUUGCGAGGGCGACUGGUGAAUUUGAAGGAUUAGACAUGAGACACUCUGUUGUCACUAUGCCCCAAAGGUUUUCUAAUCAGAACUCUCCGAUUUAUCAGUCGACAAAGGCAGCAAAGAUCCACAAUUUGUCGCCGAGCAGUAGCCCAAUGUCUAGUCCGAAGAAUAGUCCUAAUGCGACACGGAAGGCCUUGCCCAAAAGGCGGAUAAGUCAGCCUGUUGUGUCUCAAGAAAAAGGGUGCGAGUCUCGAGUGGAGUCGCAAAGGGCACGGUCAGUGAGCCCGCACCCGCAGUCCUACGCUAGUCUACCACCACGAGUUACAAUCACUCCAGAUAGAGACACUGAUCAAAGUACGUACGACAAUGUCAUUCCGCGACCACUACGCAACGCCAGUAGAUUCCGAUCUGGAAGUGAUCCCAACUUGAGCAUCGAGGAUAAAAACCGAUUGAAAGUGAGUCCGAAGUCAAAUUUAGCAACGGUUCCAACAGGGUCCGAGUCCAACCUGAGUAAGGCACCUCCCCCCAAGCCUAGUCGCGUCCCGUCAAUAAAAUAUUACAGAGAACGCCCGAUUGUUCAAAUCCGAAACAGGGCAUUAUGGGAAGACGAUGAUAAGGAUUAUUCGGAUUACGCCCAAGUGAAGGCCACACCCUCUAUCAUGUUGGAUGAGCAACAAAGGAGAGAGCUGGGCCAAGUGGAUGAUGCUGAUGUUGAGGAGGAAAAUGGGAAAAAUGGUGACAGCCCUGUGAAUCGGGUGAGCAGGCAUCAGCCACUCGCCGUCAAUGACGCAACUGGGGCGCUUACCAUCCAGGGGCACAUCAGGUUACCCGAGAUGAAUCCAGAUUCCUUUUUCAAUCCUUUAAAUCUGACAACGCACCUUCUCCAACCAGACAAUAAACCAUUGGACAGUGCCUGCAUAUUUAGAGUUAAGAAUGCGAUAUUGCAUAAUUCCGCCAGAACGUUAGCGGAGCAUAUCACUAAGCUGGAUAUUGAUCUGUUGAAUGUCCUUGGAAAUGAUGACCUUGGGAUGAACGUGACCUCGGGACUGGAACUCAUGACCUUGCCUCAAGGUCGUCAACUUCGACAGGAUAUUCUCGAAAGAUACCACUGUCUUCAGAUGCUAGUAGGUCUGGUAGUGUUGACAUGCCAUACGUUUGCCGAACGCUCACACACACUGCGACAAUGGAUCAAGGUUGCCUUGGAGCUAAAGAGUAAUCUUGGAAACUUGCUUGGUUUUGCAGCAAUUAUGGACGGCUUGGAGCUUCCCCAGGUGCUUCGCCUCCGCCACACGUGGAUUGCCUUCAGCCAACAAUUUAGCGACGAGACAUACCUCUACAAGAUGAAGCUACGACCUCUGAUGGCCUCCCUGAACCAAGGCACCGCAGCCCUGCCGCUGCAGAACGUCUGCAUUCCUCACAUAAUCCCACUGGUGGAACUCCUCGAGCGCGACCUUGACACUGUCCUGUCCUUGACGUCGUGGGAGGAAAACGACCCCCACCAAGGUAUGGAUAUCAUCCUAGCACAUUUAGACACUGCCAGGAUUGUGACUGAACAAUGUGGUUUAUACCGAAUCAAAGGACAGUCGAUUGUGGAUAAAUUACAAGCGGACACAGAACUUCUGGAUGUGUUUAGUACCGAUCUCCAUCUGCGGCUGCUGUGGGGAGCGAAAGGGGCGGGGGUUAGGCGCUGUGACAGGCUUGUCAAGUUCGAGCAGUUGCUAUCAUUGUUGUCGGAGAGAGCGGAGCCUAGUCAGCAGCCAGAGUCAUCUGUGUAGAUUUGGCAAUAACGCCAGAUGAUGGUAUAAGCAAUUGAUGUUUUCCUAGAGAAUUAGUCUUGCCAUACCGUAUUGUUCAAAGAUUUUCGAGGCCGAAUGUCGGGGAUUUAUGGCCAAUGUGACCAAUGCCUUAGAUAGAGUUUCGAGAGAGUAUUUCUUCGUCAGGCGUACUACAGCCUGCCAACAGGGUCUUGGGUUGCCAGUCACUGCGACAUGCUGAGAGUCGCGGAGGUUCUUGGCUGCAUCCGGCAGUCAUGGUACGUUCAACAUGAAUUAAACCGAUAAACUGUAAAUCCCCGAAUCCCCAAUUUCUCCUCCACUUGAAAUAAGCGAUUUUCCUACGAGCAUUACAACGCCCUUCCCGCGCCUCAGUAAUUGACGCAUCAUCAAGUCAUACGCGAGAUUCUGAGUGAAUUCUAUUGCGGUCUCUAUCGUCCACAUAUUCAUCAUGACGAAUCUUACAAGCUGAUCGUGCAACGUCCCCUUUAACAUGUUUAAUAUGGAGUGUUUUGAGAUAGUGCAAAACUACACCAAUGUUCUUUCCCAAUCCGGAUAUCCACUUCAGCUAUUUCACGCACUGUACUGAAUUGUUUUGGUGCUCUGCUACUAUGUACAGAAUUAGCUUUGAGCUUAUAAGACCACGAGUACUAGUAUGUACGUUAGCAUGUUUUGGAUGGAGUCCAAGCAGAUUCCAUACCACAGAGGCCGCUUUGAAUAGACCGUUUCCGUGUCCAUGGGCCUCCAUAUUUUAUGCUUGACAAUCAACAUGCCAAAAGUUAAGAGAGGAACACAAACCCCGUAAAUUCAGAAACAGGAUUUACUUAACUGAACAAAGAGUGCCAGAGUCUUGAAAGAGUAAUGCCGGGCUUAGCCGGAAGCUGCACGUCGUUACCAGACCAUCCUCUGUGGUAACAAACCCGCUAAGCAAUUUUCACAAGGUGAGGCCAGUGCUGUAUACCGUGUCGACCAUCUGGUAACGAAUCAACGGCCGACACGUAUAUCACCGAACGCAUCAUCACUAUGAUUCCCCGUUCAAGCCUCUUGGCUACGUAAAUAGGUUACGGGUAAUUCUACUUCACAUUCGUGCACAAUAUAAUAAUAAACAUUUGGUCAGGAAUAAAGACUGAGCCUUCUGAGCUAACAGUUCGGUACAUGCCGUCCUUUACUUUGAAGCCUGUCCCCAGGCUGCGACAUGCACUGCAGUCAACAAUAGCCCUUAUUCUGAUCAAAUGCUGAAAACCGGAAAAAUCAUUGCAUUCGAUCUCCCGCUGCUCUUGGCCUGCAGAUCGUUUCUUCCUUGACUGCCGACAUUGCUGUGACUUCAAAUGUCAAUGAAUCAGGAUCUGUCAGGAAUCUUGAUGUAUUGACUAUGUCGAUGUAUCAUAGGAAUGUUGGAGAUGAAUUGUACAAAUGAUGACGUCUAUAUUGUCAGUAAACAAUUCGACAAGGCGGUUGCGAAUGUUAUAGCACUUGGUAGUGCAUAACUGCAACAGUACAUGAUGUAUCAUCUGAGUUCUGUUUAUCCCGAAUUACAUGUAACAUGAUUGUUGUCUGCGUCCAGUUGAGUCUGAGCCAAUGUUCAGGUUAAAAACGAAGAAUAAGUUCAGUAGUUGAUCGGACGCCGUUUUUGAUAGAGUGCGCUCCGAACUGCAUGACAUUUCUUACUCCUCACACUUCUGUAGCCUACUCUCUGCCUCGAGUAUUAAAUUCAUCAGUUCCAUCCGAUGAUGUCAGUAUAGGUGAACAUAUAGUAUACCGCACGACGACGAAGUUUGACAGUGUCUCAAUUCUUAUAGCUAUUAUAAUAAUACCUUGAUAAGGUGCGGGACAUCGAUUUAAAUGUUGAAUAGCAAUAUCUCUAAACGUAUUGUUCCUAUUGUGUUGUACUCCUUGGACUAACCUAGCUCCUUUCAGCAUUAUCUUUCACAGCGUCGUGAAGAUCAUAAUCACAGUCUCCGUUUCUGGCGUGAAUUCGAUUAGUUUAGUGUCUAAACUACACUAUAAGUAGCAAAAUAUGCAUUUUGAUUUGUUAACUAUCGAUAUCCCUGUUAUUCGCACGGCCACCGAGUCACAUUAUCGGCCGAUCACGUUGCGUGAAGAGACAUAACAGUCAAUCACUGUAUACGGCUGAGCUCUAACGUCAUGCACGGCAUUUCAGUCUCACUUGAAAGUCACUCCACAACUUGGACGAGCUGACGUGUAUAAUGAUCGAAACUUAAGUGUCCUGGACGCCCAACGUUUAAUUUUGCAAAAUGUCAUAUAUACUGGAAGAGUCCUUAUGGAGGUACAGUUCGUAUUCGCUGAUCCAUCGCUUACUUGGAACAGUCGGUGUUCUCGCAAGACUCCUCCCCGCUCACGGUUGUAUGACUUCAUUUCGUCCUCGAUAUAGGCCCAGUUGUUGUCGUCCUUGGGAGUUGUCGGCAAUGAUUUCUCAGCGAAAUAGAGCCUUAAAAUAUAAAAUAAAAACGCGAGCAGUUUGUGUUUACAACUAAAAUGUUUUUGAUCAUCCCGAUUUGUCAACUCAUGGGAAUAUGUCUCAAUUAAUUCGUUUCCCUGAUUGUUCUUAUCACAGAUAAAUGCCAAAAUAUAGACUUGAUCAAUAGUCAUCUCAGUUCUAGCGGGAACAAUUUAUAUAGUCUGAUGUAAAAAGCACAACUUGCUUUAUAUGACCCUAUAUACUGGUGCUUUGUUAUAAUCGAUAUUUUGUGUUGCUGACAAACUUAUACUAACUUAGGGAAAGGAUCUCUGCAGACAGUCGGUCGAACAUCAGACCUCUGGAGGUCGUGGUUAAUUCCCCCCUCCAACAGUGACGACUGGUGGCGGUUCCCGCCCAGUACGUUACAGCACUCGAGUCAUUCCACGUAUGGUUGACAUGAUCGUAAUGAAUUAUUUAGAUGACUAUCGGCAUUGUUGAAUGACUUGUGACUACUUAUUAAUUCAGAAUUUUUUAAAAUGAUAAUUCUUCAGAUUGAUUUUACACCCUCCAUUCCUGGGAUGCUGCAGUCGUUAUUUGCAAGAUGCUCGAGUUAGGAGAUGCUACGAACUAGGGGUGAGUGGUUCGCACAACAGUUGAGCCGCGGCCUUGUGAUUUGGAGGUCCCGGGUUCGAUACUCAGCCGGUGCUGCUUGAAACUCUCAACUGGCCUGAAAGGUCCAUGUGUGCGGUAGAUUGUGGCUGCCCUUGGUUCUCCAGAAAUGUGUCUGGUAUGCUGGGGUAAUUGUAAAGCGCUCUGAGACUGUACAUUGUAGAUACUACAGUGAAAAGCGCUAUAUAAAAAACUCUCUAUUAUCAUCAUAAUAUUAUUGUAACCUGGUCCUAUCCCUGGCUUUGUUCAAGCGUCUGAAAACCAGGAUAUUUGGCGGCUCUUUAUUGUUCGUUUUGUAAAGUAUUUGCUGGCAUAUUCUAAUGAAAUCUUACCAUAAUCACCUCGUUUCUAAGGUAAACUAAGUGCAGUAAGGUUGACUCUCAAUUAAGUUACAAA
This is a messenger RNA of Lineus longissimus, 6222 nucleotides long. Its product is annotated as breast cancer anti-estrogen resistance protein 3 homolog. Bases 306 to 2741 code for a protein of 811 amino acids. The transcript is spliced from 7 exons. The record is from RefSeq and is a predicted model, not a curated record. Gene Ontology annotation, biological process: positive regulation of peptidyl-serine phosphorylation; small GTPase-mediated signal transduction. Lineage: Eukaryota; Metazoa; Nemertea; Pilidiophora; Heteronemertea; Lineidae. Gene Ontology annotation, molecular function: protein binding; guanyl-nucleotide exchange factor activity.